AUGGGUGCUGAUUCCAGAAAAAUACCCCCAUUGCCUGCGCCCACCGAGACCGACACCGCGACGCCCACCGAGCUGGCCACCGACAUCACCACCGAUGUGUCCAAGCCCGGCGACGAAAAAUCAACUUACUCUCUUCCAGAAGACGGCACUCCAGUCACCAUUCGAACUCGUGGCCACAAGGCCAACAAGUCACAGACCUCUCUCCUCAUUGAGUACUUCGAGGGUGGCAAGGUCUCCUCAUCCUCGGCCGAACGCAAACCCAGUGUCCGUGUUCGCUUGACUCCCUCCAAGAAGGGAAAAGGCGACCACUUUCAAGUCACGGAAACCAAAGGCUCUCGCAAGAUCUCACUGACUCGUCGCAUCCCUCUCGACCACGCUGCUCCAGGAGACUUGCAGCUCCCUGAAGCCGACGACACUCAUAGCAUGACGUCUUACGCCUCCGCCACCGAAGAGUCCAACGUCUCCAGGAACCCAAUCGACAUUGAGAUUGAGCGCAGUCACCGCCGCCGCCGCCCCGCUAGCCCUUUAAUACCCUCGGAAGACAGGGUCUCUUACCAGCCUGGCAAUCCUUCCGAAAUUUCAGCUAUUCCUACAGACAGUUUUCUAGAUGGCACCGGGGGUAUGAGUGAAAUCAAGCACUCUAGAGCCGAUAUGAAGGGCGAUUUAUUGGCUGGAGCUGCUGCCACGGCACUAGCAGGUGCCGCUGCAGGCGAGGCUCUGCACAGCCGCAAGACGAGGAGCACCGAAAAGGAGCGAUCUAGUGGACUAGAGCGGCCCAAGGAGAAAUCAUCGUCCUCUGACAAGAAGCGCCGCUCCAAGAGCCGCACGGGCAGCAUGGGAGAAAACACUAGCGACGAAGUUCGCUCUCCUCGCCGUCGCUCUAGCCGAACUCACCAAGAAUCUACGGUUUCUGGCGGCGACUCAAGUCUGCUUUCAUCAAAUGUGUCGGCUGGUAACCGUUCUGUCAAGUCGAGCGCCUCCAAAUCCUCCUCCAUCAAUAAUCCCAAGUUGCUAGAGACUGUCGAAGACGCCAUUCGUCGUCUAAUUCUGCCCGAGCUUAGCGCGCUCAAGCGAGAACAAAGCAAACGUGAAGCUCGUCGCUCAUCAAUCGCCUCAACAGGCACUUCUGUUUCCAAAGAUGACGGUUACACGGAGAAACGGCGCUCCUCUGGCCAAAAGAGCGAGUCAAAAGAAAAUAUCCGACACAAGGAAAAGCGGAAUCGGGAAGCUCGCCACGACUACGAAAACAUAUCCAUGCAUAGUCCAAGCCAAGAUUCUCUCGGCGCCGACUACACAACACAUGAAGAAGCGGCUCCAUCACCACAACGAGGCGGCAAUUUGUCAAGAGCUGCCGCUGCUGGCGCCGCUGGAGCAAUGGCCGCCAAGGGUAUCUCCUCGGCGCUGGACCACGGACCGGAUUCGUUGGAGCGCAAACAAAGAGACAGACGCCGCCGAAGAGCGGACCACUCACGAAGUCGCAGCAUAGGCAGAGAUGUCUAUGUGGACGACUUUGACGAUGACGAGCCGGCUCCGCCAAUGCCUUUGAUGAGUGACAUUAAUCCUUCAGAAGUCACAAGGACGUCCAUUUUAUCCGCCGAUACCGACCGACCUCAUUCUGCUACCGAGGAGCUGGGGCCAAAGCGAGAGGUUCAAGAGCAGAUUGUAUCCGUCCAGUCGACGCCAACUCCAUCCAGGUCGCCUGCCGAGCAGGUGAAGCCACUAUCUAUGCAGCACGCCAACGUCUCUCACGGUGACUUGACCAAUCUGCCUCGUGGCCAAAAAGAAUACGUCGAAGAAUACGAGACGGACGAAUUUGGCCGCAAGAUCCCCGUCAGCCAAUAUGACUACUACGGUGGCCAAGCCUCACGGGAGCCUCUAGAAUACGACGACUACAUCGAUGACCCCUACUCCAACAACCUGUAUAAUAGCAUGCAAGAUGUCCCACCCCCCCUCAAAUACGUGCCAUAUCAGGCUGGCGCUCGAGGACUAAGUCCCAUCCCCAGCGUCUCUGGUUACACAGAAGGCGGAAGUGAGGCCCCACUGCCACGCACAUCCAAGAGCAUGCAAUCUGUCGACGCCUUUUCUUCUCCCGAAAAAUCACCAGACCACAGACGCCAAGCGCACUCCAUCCACUCCAUCGACUCUCUUAAGCUGGGUAGCCCGGCACCUCAAUUUGCUGCCGGCCAAGAGGUUCGCGGCAUUUCUGCCAAUCCCAACGUCGUCAACCCCCCUCUGGGUGUGGAGUCCGCUGUCGCUUCCCUGGUUGAUGGCUCCAUGAUCGAGCAGUCUGUUGUCACAGGAAUGUCGGGCUACGAUAAUGGGGCUGGCACCAGGGAAUCUGCGCUCUCAUACGACGAACCGGAGCCGCAGUCACGCAAUCAGGGAGCCAUCGUUAGCCCAGACAAAUUGUCAAUUGAUGAUGCCAGAGAGCUAGAGGAGGAGCCUCACCACACGCCAACUUCGAGAUCAAUUGCACAGUCUCAGGAAUACUCUGAAUAUGAUCUCGAUGACCAAGGCAGAAAGGUUCCGCGUGCCCGCUAUCGCAACUCGCCUACAGCAUCUGAGGCUGCCAUUACUGCUGGUGCUGUUGGUGCUGCGGCCGCCGCUCUCAAAGCUGCUCAGGGGAAAAAGCAGGCUGACAUUGAAACGUAUGAGGACGAAGAUUUCCAACCCGCUGGUGUCAACAGAAACCGAUCGUUCAAGGAGCGAGCCAUGGGCUGGAAGCCAAGGGAGACCCCCACCCAUAGCGUCGAUAACUUUGAUUACGAAGAGGAAGAUGCUCCUCGAAUGACCGCCAGCGGUAUGCCCGACAUGGGCAACCCAAUGCCCGAGAUUGGCUACCACCUAGAGGACGACAUCAUUACAAACCCCUCCCUUCUCAAUGAGCCCAUGGAUCGUGAUAUUCCCAACUGGGAAUCAGUCUCUGGCAAAGCCACACCCACCCCGAGAACAGCCGGCGGCUAUGAGCAGGCUUCUGGCGAACCAAGCAAGGCUGCCAUGGGUCUGGCCGCUGGUGCUGCAGCACUGGGAGCAGCAGCACUUGCGGCGCAUAAUCGUGAUCAAGAAUCCGAAGAAAACUGGGGACGGACUUCGGCGGAGCGCAAGCGCGAUACUCUCAUUACGAACCCCUAUGAGGAUGCCAGUCCCAUUGCCAAUCACACUCUGGACGAUAAUAUACUGGAUCGCGCCGCGCCCGAUGCAACUUAUGCUACGCCGUAUGGCACCGCCAGCCCUGGCCUUGGUCCAAAAUACGACGAGGGCUACAUGUCGAAUGGCCCGAACCGAACGCCCGAUAUUGCUGCCAAGACUGUUGGUGCUGGCCUAGACAAUCUCGAUGAAGACCCAUUCUACGUGCCCAACAAGGCCAACCCUCGACACAUGAGUGGCUUCUCGCAAGGCAUGGAAUCACCAUUUUAUGAUGCUGCUAUGGGAGCUGGCAUCGAGAGAAUUGAAAAUAAGGAUAUUGUUGCACUGAUGCAACAUUUAAUGGUUCGCGAUGCUCAAAGGAGCGCCAGAGAUACAGAGAUUGUAGCACUACUCAUGAAUGCUGCCGUGGAGAUGCGAAACUCGUUCCGCGAAAUGAAGGAGCUCGUACAAGAUACUGGUGACGACGUCAUCUUUUCCAACGUCGACAAUACCGAGAAGCUCCAAAAGGCUAUCAAUGGUCCACGCCCCUUCCCUGGUACUGCCACUCGUUCCCUGCAGAGCGCUUCGCAAGCCGGCACUCUCGAUGAAGCGACCAAGAAGAAGAACCUGUGGAAGCGAGCUCUUCAAGGCCUCAGUGCAAAGGGUACCAAUGACCUCAGCCGCAUCGAGGACAUGCUGGUGCAGCUCCUUGGUGAGGUAGACGUCCUCAAGUCGCAGACUGCUCCUCCAAUUUCAUCCGGCGACCAAGGACAGUCUCUCGAGCACCUCCAGCCAGAGGGUCACUACGAGCAAGACAAGGGCUACGAACCCGAGGGCAAUUCCACGCCUAGCCAUGCCAGCGUACCUCGCGGCCUACAAGCAGCUGAGCACAAGUACUCGGAUCACAGGAUCAGCACCGUUCAGGAGGACGAUGACGAGUAUGAGUACGAUUUGCCCAGCGCCUCGACUGCCAAGCCCAACCCGGAUAUGCUCUCGCCGGGCCAUGACGCUAAUCUUCAGCGGGGAGGAUCUGUUCCGCCGGAAAUUUCGCCGCAGACUUCAUCAGGAGCGCAUCAAACUGCUCUCAGCGCGGACAAUACGCCGCGUAGCGAAAAGGGAAAGAAGCACAAGUCCAAUGGCUCCUCAGGGUGGAUUCCCAAGAUCUCGCGCUGGUCCGAGACCACUGCGUCAAGUGUUGGCCGGGCAUUCCGCGGCAGCGGUGCCUCCAAAAAGGGGUCCAAAUAUGACGAGUUUCAGCCUCCUUCUCGAUCAGGGUCUAGCCUAGCUUCAUAUGACGAUGCCUAUGUUGACCAAACCCUUUAUGGAGUGGAUAAGCUACACACGGGGUUCUCAAAUCCGGCACUCAACCAAGAACGUGCCGGCCCUGCACAACCAACAGUGCCGUCCUUUGCGCUGUCUGAAGACCCCAAGUACAAGGCGCAUCGCAACUCGGUGAAUCUGCAGCACCCACAACCGAGACAAGGGCAGACGGAGCGGCACCAGGCGGCACUUGAACACUCCGCUCGCGAGUAUGACAAUCCCAUGACGCCGCGGUCAACGGAUUGGGCCGGGUCGGCGACAAGCCUCAGCCGGCUGCCGGGCAACACUAACCGAUACAGUGCAUCGUCGGGUGCCACAAGAGAAGCCGACUAUGCUCUGUCAUCGCCGAAGCAGCAAUCAGCAGCACCGCCACGACCACCAAAGGAGCCGCUUGAUACGUCGGUGCACACGCCGGUCAAGGGCAACCGUGUAGCAUCGUUGCAGAAAAGUAGCCCCGUGGCGCCCACGAGCUACGAGAGCGGGUAUGGUAGCGCGAGUGGGACGCAUGCCAGCCAGCUGACUGCAGAUGGCAGUCCGAAGCUGGAGAACCGCAACCUGAAUGCGGCGCUGGGGAUCCCGGCUCGCCGGCCUAGUGGACCGCGGGCGAUGACACCCAAGAGCCCGGAGGAGGCGGCGAGAGAGGAGAGACGACGCAAAAGAGAUACAUUUGGAACGGUCACGAGCCAGGAGGCUGAUCCAGGGCCAGUGGCUGAAGCCGGCUCUGAAGCGUCGAAGGAGAAUUAUUCUUGGCGUCAUGAUGCUUGA
Molecule: messenger RNA, 5211 nt
Organism: Beauveria bassiana ARSEF 2860
Lineage: Eukaryota; Fungi; Ascomycota; Sordariomycetes; Hypocreales; Cordycipitaceae
Exons: 2
Coding region: 1-5211 (1736 amino acids)
Source: RefSeq, a predicted model, not a curated record